AUUUUAUGUAAAAUACAUACCUCAGUAAGUACUAAGUACCUAUUUUAUUUAUACAGCAUUCUUAGAAAUAUUGAUAUCUUUAUCUGAUAACCUCUAUAAUAAGAUUAAUAUUUACUUUAAUAUAGGUACAAAUAUUACUAAGAAUAAUCGGUACUAUAAGUUUGAGUACUUAAAAUAUUAAUAUUACUAAAUAGCAUAACUUUUCUGACACAAUUUUUUGUACCUAACAGUAAAGCUGAGCACCUACUACCUUAUAUUUGAUAUAAAUAACUAAUAAAUAAUUAAAAUUUAUUUUAAAGUAUUCGACAUUAAACAUAAAUUAAUGUCAAAUAUUUAUAAAAAUAAAACACUUAUUGGAUUUUAUCUUAUUCAUUGUUUGUAUUAUAAUUUUAAGAAAAUGUUAUUAUAAUAAUAUACGUCGUAUAGAAAUAAUACCGUCAAAGUUAUUGUGCAAUAUUAAUUGCACAUAGAUAAAAAAGUAGUCACAUCAGUAGGUACCUAAUAAUUUUUAUCAAGUAUCUACCAGAUAAAUACAGACAUUUCCUAGGAUCUAUUGCCCAUUGUUUUUAGAACCGAGAACUUAACCGGAGUAGGUAGGUACUCAAGUACUUUUGAUCUUCCACUGGCAAUCCUCACAUUCUCAAUCGCUUCCAACAACUUUUUCGAUUUUCCUAGUUAUCUUUCUAGUUUAUUUUAAUUACAAUUCUUACUGUUUCAGAUUCCUUUAUUCCUGUGAUAUGCCAAAACCAUCUCAGUAUAGGUGCGAGUAAGGGGUUGCUAGGGGUUUUUUAGCACGCCCAAAAAUACCCAAUAAGAUUACUUAUAGGAUAGACUAAAUAUUUUACCAAUAUAUUCCAUAAUUAUAAGUAGAACAAAAUACAGGUUACCUAGAGACAAUGCAUGUGUGUAUAAAAAAUAUAGUUAAAAAAGUACAGCAAACUGUAAUCGCAUUUGUUAAUUGAUUAAUAUUAUUAUGGCUAAUUUAUUGACUACAAUUCUUUUCUCUGAACUUUAAAAAAUAAUUAAAAAAUCAAGAAUUCGAUAAAAAUAAAAUAUUAAUACAUCAAAAUUUUUAGAAGAAUAAACUCUAUAAAAUGAUCAUUUUCAGAAAUAAUAAAAUAAAAAGUUAUUUUUAAGUUUUUUCCCAAAACAUACAAAAUCAAGGCGCUGAGUAAAAAAAUAGAAUUUGAUUAUUUUUAUUAUUUUCGGAGCGAUAUUACAAUGGGUAUAACCAGGUGAUCCAUUUAAGUGGGUACACUCAUUAUCUCGAAAAAUAUUCACUUUUUAGGAAUUGGUUUUCUAGAAAAUUUAAGAAAUAAGCAGCUCUAUAAUUUUAUAUUUAUGUUAUUUUAUGUCAACCUUAUUUUUUGGGUGUAAAACCAUUACUCACUAUUGAUUUUCAAAUGGCAGCAUAUGUUAAAAAUUCCAUAAAUAGAUGGAGUACAUAUUAGUUAAAAUAAAUUUUAGUGUUGAAAUUUCUGUUUUCCAUUGACUUGUUGACAAGAUAUUCCACUAUGAGUUUUGGCGGGAGGAGAGUAGUGGAACACUAAUAAAACGGUUGGAGGAGAAUAGUGGAGUACCAUUUAUGUGGCGGUACGGCACGUGACACAUUAAUAAUGCACCGCUAUUCUCCUCCAAUCUAAAUUUAAAAGUGGAAUAUCUCGUCAACGGAUCGACGGAAAUCAAAAAUGUUAACACUAAAAUGUAUUUUAACUAAUACUAUCCAUCUAUCUAUGAACUUUUCAAUAGAGGUUGCCGUUUGAAAAUCAAACGUGGAUAGUGGUAUUAUCCCCGAAAAUAAUGGUGAUAAAAAAUAACACAAAUACAAAAUUGUAGAGCAGUUGGUUUCUCAAAUGUUCUAGAAAACAAAUUCCGAAAAAAAUUAACACUCUCCGUGAUAAUGAGUGUACCCGCUCGAAUGGUUCACGUGGUAUUUUCAAUGGAAACCGUGUGUAUUAUUAUUUUUGACAAUAUAUUGCUUUGGGGAUUUAUUUUCCUAGGGAUUCGUAUUCCGGGGAUAUUUUUCCCGGUAUUCCGCCCAACAAUCCGAAACAAACAACAUAACCCACGUGUAGUCAAUCUCCCUACACUCUGGCGGGUGUUUCGGAUUAUAACCCAAACUCCCAUCACGGCUGUAUCUAGCCAAAAAUUUAUAGGUAGGUAGGUAGGUACUAUAAAUGCUUCUGGUUUUUUUUUUUUUUUCUUUAGAAAAUGUAGUCGAUUCUAUUGAAAACUUUGGGGUCGAGGGAUGGGUUGAACCCCCGAAACCACCCCUCAGAUACGCGGCCUUGUACGCAGGUACACAUAGCUGGAUGGUUAAAUUGGCAGUUCACUAUCAUGUCGACCACCCACGUAGGUAAUAUGUUGUUAUCGUUUACGAAUAAAACGUCUAGACAAUAAUCCGAACGUUCAUAAUUUUUCAGUCGUGAAUUCCGCGCACACGCGUAACCCCGCGGCACGUUUAUCGGCGAUGAAAAAAAAAUAUUAUCCGCAAUCGUCGUAAUGAUCGCUCAGGUUGAUGUGCGGGUCUUACCUGAAAACAGUCGUACGCGCCUUCCUGUUUUUUUUUUUUUUUUUUUUUUUUUCUGCAAUUUAAGAGUACUCGGUGACCGAACGCAGAUAGUGACGGUCUACCUCGUACGUCUAUCUGUAGUACGUUCUAUCUGUAGGUGCCCACUCGACAGUCGUUUCCUGGUUUCGACCAAACACUCGAGCGAGUACCGAGCCGCGUCGCGUGUCGGCGAAUAACGUUUGGCGUUUUGUUAUCAUAGGCCAAAAAAAACAAAUAACGCGGCCGCUUAUCAUCGCCGUUAUCGGUUUGUAUGUUUUGCAGUAAACUUGGUUAUCUUCAUUCGUGCCAUCGUGUUUCGGUAGUUUUCACCGACUAAUAUUAUUUUCAUUUCAAUUAUUCGUAAUCGAUCUAUGGCUUUGUGCCGCAGUGCUGCGAACCGAUUAACUCACUGUUCGGACAACAAAACGGUUUAUUAAUUUAUUACGACUGUUUUUUAUUAUUAUUUUUUUUAAUUUCACUCUUGUUCGGACCAAUCGUGCAGUGGUACAUCCGGUAAAAUAAUUUCAAUUCUGGACGAAAAAUCGUAUACGCUGACGGUGUAUUCUCAUAAAAAUAUAAUGACCGUCGAUAGAGACAAAACUGACUAUUUGUCCGAAUUCAAAUGGUUGCAAAAAUAUGCUCCUUCGUUUCCAGUAAAAGCCGAAAACGUAAGUACCUACACCGGUUGACGUCAAAAUACCAAACAUAUUACUAUUUAAUAUGUAUUUGAAAUUGUGCAUGUUUAGAUCAAGACACUGAAGAGCCCUACAGAGUUUUAUCAGACACUUUUGCAUCGGUGUAUAUCCGCAAAACGGCGCAUCGUGAUAGCUUCUUUAUACUUGGGUACAGGCAAACUGGAAGAAGAACUCGUGAGUUGCUUUACGAUAGUGGAAUGUGUUUGCUGCAAGGCAUACUCAAACUGACAUUGAUUUCAGGUAGACACAAUAAAGCAGUCGUUGGACGAAAAACAAAACCUACAUGUUAGGAUUUUAUUGGAUGCAAAUCGUGGGUCAAGAGGUGAAGUCAGUUCACGUACAAUGUUAAUGCCCUUACUAAAUACAUUGUAUGAUUGUCGUGUAGGUAAUUACAAUUGAAUACAAUUUGCUCGUGUUACCUAUUAUAUUUAUUUCAUUUUAGGUAUAUUUGUAUCAUACUCCAAAAUUGAGAGGUCUUCUCCGGUGGAUAUUACCUGAAAGAUACAAUGAAUUAAUAGGAAUACAACAUAUGAAAUUAUACAUGUUUGAUGACUCUAUAAUUAUCAGCGGAGCUAAUUUAAGUCACGAUUACUUUACAAACAGGUGAAUACGUUAGAAAUGAUCAAAUCAAUGCUGAGUAUGCGUGGCGAUUAUAUUUUAUUAAUAUUUAUCAGUAGUAUGUGAUUAUAUAUAAAGUUAAAUAAGUAUUGAAUAAUGAAGUUUUCUUGUGAUGUAUUUAAGGUACAUUUUUAACAACUAUAAAUAAGAAUUAUAUUCUUAAACUUAAAGAUUUAUUACUAAAACAUUGCACAUAUCUAAAUGUAAUAUCAUUUCUCAUCUGAAUUUCAAAAAAAUUAAAUUAUUGGUAAUUUAUUUUAAUUACUAGUAUUAGGUUAUAUUUUAUACUACCUAUUCAACACAUGAAACUUAAAAUUAAGGUAUAGUCAAAUUGAAUUAUAUUUUUUAAGGUAGAAAAUUUAGUUAUAGAAACAAUGUUUAAAGUAAACCAUUAGACACGUUGCCAAAACAGCCAAGUAUCCAUGAUUCAAACUAGAAAUGUAUUAUGUGAAUAGUCAUCAACGGUCCUGCCGGUUGUUUAUCUUUUUUGUCCAUGACCAGCAUAAAUAAUUUAUGGUGGCCAGAAACCAUUUUGGUUGUUUAAGCAACACGUCUAAUAGAAAUUAUGUUAUUGAUUUAUUGCAAUAACUAUAUUGGUAAUGAUUAUAUUUAUACACAAAAGUGAAUUGAUAUUUAUUGUAAUUUACUAAACCAAAUAAAAUAAAUUUGAAAUUGAUCAUUUGAAUUAUAAGAAAUUAUGUAGUACUUAAUAAUAUAUUUUUUUAAAUUUAUUUGAUAAAACAUUAUAAAAAGUUUUAAACAAAAUUAAACAAAUUGUAUAUAAAAAUAUGGUAUUAUGUGUAAUUUAAAUUGAAUUAAGUAAUAAUUUAAAUUAAAAAUGAAUUAAACAGUUGUGUUUAAAAUAUUGAGCCCUGAUUUUAUGUCUUGAAUCCUUAAUAUUUUUCAAUUUUUAAAAUUGUUAAUUAUAAAAUGUUCGGUUACUAUUUGUUACUGAACACAGGACAUAUAAAUGAUAAUAAAGUCAAAUUGCUACGCAUACCACAAUCACUAAUGUAUUUAUUUAGACACUCUUAAUACAUUUUUGAAAAGUGUAUGUAUAUUUAAAUAGUUUUAUCUCAAUUUAAUCAUUUUACGUGUAAUAAAUGAACAAAUAAUAUUAUUAUUUUAAAAUUAUUUCCAGACAGGACAGAUAUGUUCUUAUUGAAAACUGUCCGUCAUUAGUCAAUUUUUAUAUUGGAUUAGUUGAAUUAUUAGGACGGAUGUCCUUUCAGUUAACAAAUAAAAAUAAUUUAACAUUGGAUCCUACGUGGAAACUUCAUCCUUACCAAAGCUCUUAUCAAACUUAUGCUUCAGAGGCCAGACGAAUAUUGAUAAAAUAUUAUGAUACUUUUAUGAAGCAUUCUAUUUCAGAAAAUGGUAAAUAAAUUUGAUGUCUUGGUGAAAAUGUUGGGAACAGAUAAAUGUUAUAAAUACAAAAAAUGAAGUACUUAAAGAAAAUUUGAAAUCACUGUAAUUCUUAUAAAUUUUCAUAAAUUUUCUCAUUUUCUUAUGUUUGUUCUAAUUAUUAAGUAUUUAAGAAAACUACUAGGAAUAUCAAAAAAUGAUCCAAUACACCAACUAGAUCACAUUUCUACCAAAAACCAUCCCUAAAGUUGAUCAUGAAAGCAAAAUUUUUUGUAGAAAAGUUGUUUACAAUCAAUAAUAAAUAACUUGGUAAAACCAAUACAUUUAUUACAUUGGUUAGAAUUGGCUAUAAAUUCACUAUGGUGGUUAUAACAAAUAAUAUUGUAUUUUUUUUCACCUAUUUUUGUAUUUACGACAUUGUCAUCAUAAUAUUUUGAUUUGGAUUUGGUAAAUUUCAAUAUUUUAAUGUACUGUUAUUUUUAAUACCUAAUCAAUUGUUUUCAUAUUAAUGUUUUAGACACGGAUACAAUAGUUUAUCCUUUAAUAGAAUUCCCCCCUUUCCAAAUUAAUCAAGACAGUAAAACGACUAAUCUUCUUAUGGGUAAUGCUGAAGCUGGAUCCACCAUGUACAUGGCCACUGGAUAUUUCAAUAUACCGGACCUUUACACAAAAACAAUUUUUCACAAAUCAUUGGCCAACUUCAAUAUAUUGUUUUCCCAUCCGAUGGCCAAUUCAUUUCAAGAAGCUAAAGGACCUGCUGGGUUUAUACCUACUGCUUACAGUUGUCUUACAAACAGUUUUUAUAGUAAAAUCGAAACUCUCAAACUUCAGGAACGUAUUACUUGUCAUGAAUAUAAAAGGUUUGGAUGGACAUUUCAUUCCAAAGGUUUAUGGUAUACUCCAAAAAAUUAUGAAUUGCCAGUAUUGACUGCAGUUGGGUCAUCGAAUUAUGGUACAUAUAUGUUUGAGAAAUUUAUUUUUCCUUCAAAUUUUCCAUUAUGAAUGGUUUAAAUAGUUUUGAAAAAAAAAAAAACCAGAACACCAUAAUUUUGGAAAAUAAAAAUUUAAAAUAUAAAUAUUUGGAAAAUAAUUUUGUAAGAAAAUAAAUGAGGCAAAUUUAUCAAAUUUCACUGCAUAAAUGUAAAUGAAAAUAAAAUCAAUCUGUGAUAGAAUUUUGAUAUUUUAACUUACUAAAAUUGUAUUUUCCAAACUGUUAUUUUUCAUUAAAUUAUUUGUUUAUACUUUUAUUGCUCAUUAAUUUAUUUUAUGCUAAAUCAUUUUCCAAGAUUCUAUAGCCCUCCAAUAUUUUAUUAAUUAUAAUUCAUUUAUAGUAUUAUAAAAUAUUUUAAUAAAUGGAAUUUUUUUCUAUGUUUAGGAGCCAGAUCAUUGAACUGCGAUUUAGAAUCACAAUUAAUAAUCGUAACAAAUAAUACAAAAUUACAGCAGAGCUUCCAUACAGAAAAAAGUGAUAUUUUUAAAUCUGCAUCAUUGUAUUCUAUUGAAGGCGAUGCACUCAAAACACCCUUUUGGGUACGGUUUGUUUUAAGAAUGUUUAAAAAUUAUUUUUAAAAAUGUUUAGUACAUAUAAAUUGUUUCUAGUCGAUUAUUAAAGCAAUAAUGAAUAUUAUAAUUGGAUAUUGUGUUUGCAAUUAUUGUAGAUAUAAUACUAUUUAUUUUUUUAUUGUCAAACCUCAGGCUGUAAUACACUUGAAAACAAAUAUAAUAAUAAUUAAUAUGUUAUUCAAA
Molecule: messenger RNA, 6975 nt
Organism: Cinara cedri
Lineage: Eukaryota; Metazoa; Arthropoda; Insecta; Hemiptera; Aphididae
Source: the annotation of a GenBank genome assembly